UGCCCUUUUCAUCGAAAGCAGUCGGAAGGUUUUACUUGUGUUUCCUUUUAGUAAUGUUCAAGAUGCUUUGGCGGUGCGUUAUCUGCUGCACUUGUAUUACUUUUUAAUUGAAGCUGUUAUUGAGCCAUAGAAAUAGAUUGCACAUUUGCAGCCCUGAUUUCUAGUUGCUCUGUGGUAUUGAUGGAUGCACUGAGGAAUAUAGAGUGUAAAAUUCCUUCUAUCAUCAUGUAAAGAGAAGACCCCUUCAACACCUACUUGAAGGCAUCCGACCAGGUGAACAGCCAUCGGAGGAAAGCCAAGUACCACAAGACAACAUUCAACCCGAUCAGCUUCUCGCUAACUCCAACAUCACUGAUCAGCAACUCCAUACACAUGACUCGGAUGAAGGGCAAAGGGGCAUUGACCAACAUGGAGCUGUCACAGUGCAACAAUAAUGUCCAGUCUGCACAUGUCAGGAUAGUACAUUCAAUGUCAACAUUUUUUUAGCAUCUGACAACACAUGCCACUGCUUUUGUGGUAAAUGCCAGAGCCAAGCAUCGUCUCUCACAGGUGUGAAUUACAUUGUUGCUGGGCUAAGGCAGUAUCAAUCAUCACUAUUGGACAACCUCAGGAAGCAGAUGGAGUGCUAAAGAAGCAUUCAGGAAGCACAUCAGAAUACGUUGUAGUUUCUGUGCUGAGCCUCAAGGGGGCGAUGUCUGACAACAGCAGCAGCACAGGUAGCAGCCGCAGUGGGUCCUUGACCACCAGUUGGACCAUGCUGUCCCCAGAGGAAGCUGCUGAAAUUGUUGAUCCUGUGGAUGGUGGGACUGAGUGUCUUUGUGAUGUCCCUAGUCUGUCAGAGGAAGUCGCAGGGGCCACUGAAGAGUCUAAGCCGAGUGACCAGGAGACUCCAAUAGAAACAGUGUUGUCAGAGGAGGGCCAACAGGAAAUGGCUCCUGAUACCUGUGAGGGCCCUGUCCCCUCCAGACCUACCCUGUUAAGCCCAUCCCCGACUAGCGGUGUGCCCCUUGACCAUGACCUGGAGAGUCAACCUGAACCCCCCAUCAUCCAUUCUAUGGUAACCAGCUCCCCCACUGACAAUGAGCAACUCGCUGCCAUGCCCUUUGUCACUCAUGUCGACCUGGUUGUACCAUUGGAUGCAUCCUUCACAGAACCACCCCCCUCAGAGGUUGAGCCUGAGUUAAGCCCCGUCCCUGAGAGCUCUCCUCUUGAUACCCACACUGAUACAGGCCCUGUACCUGAGAGUAUUGCCCUAGAGACUAGUGCCCCUAGUGCCAAACACAACCUAAGCAUUCACACAGAGACUCCCACCCCAACGGGCCCCCCAUCUGACACUGUCACUGAUAUUGGCCCUGCCCCCGAAAGCCCAGCCCCUGAUAGUCCUCCUCCAGAUACCAUUGGUUCAGAGGAUGCAGCACAAGAGCCAUCACUGGAAAUGGGGGAGACAGAAUUACCUGAAAAAGUGACCGAUAUACCAAAGGAAAAAGAAUCUCCCAGUAGCUUUGACUUUGGAAGAGCUGAGGAAGGAAAUGGUCUGAGGAGGAGAAAUGUGGCACCAACAAUGACAUCGGAGGAGGAAGAUGAUGAGGAGGUGGAGUUCAAACUGGCAGAGGGGAAAGGGGGGAAGAAGGGCUUCUCUAUGAACACCUGCAUUGUGGCAGCCCUGGUCCUGCUCUGUCUAGGGUCCCUCUUCCUCUCCGAUGACUCGGAUGAGCUGAGUGGGGCAGAACAAAACCAGGACUGGCUAAACGAUCCUCAGAAGAUGAAGGAGCUUUUGGACAAACUGACACAAGAAAAUCAUCAAAUCUCCCAGUUAGAAACACAGCUCCAGGCCCAUAAAGAAGAACUUAACUCAGCACUAAAUGCAGGAUCAGCAACGGGUAAUGAAAACAGAAAAGGAGAUCUGGAGCAAGAAAAUACUAUGAAAGAAGAGCUGUCAUCCCUGCCUGGCCUGAAGGAGGAGCUGGAGUCGCUGAGGGCCAGAGUGACCGAACUGUCCCAACUCACUGCAGCCAACCAGGAUACAGCCCCACUGCCCUCAAGCCCAACUCCACCACCUACUGGUCAACCUGGAAUUAGCAACCAGAGUAGCACCACAGUAGUGCCCGAAAGGAGUGACCUGAGAGAGGGUGCCAGGGUGAAGGAAGAGCUUCAGAGGCAGAAGGUGCUGUUGGAGGAAAGCAGGAAGAGACUGGAGGGGAGGAAGAAGGAUGAAGGAUACCAGAAGAGUGUAAGGGAGAGCCUGGCUGAUAUCCAGAGGAGGCUCAGUGAGCAGGUGGAGAAGAUGGGGAGGAUUGAGGGCAAGAAAAAGCAAUGGGAAAGCAGGAACAAGGAUGGGAAAAAAGGCAAGGACUACAGCAAAGGCCACUGGAAAAAGGAAGAGAAGGAGUGGAAGGGAGAGAAGUACUGGAAACACUGCAUGGAGGGCAGAUGGAAGGAGAAAGAUGAGAGGGACUGGAAGGCUAACAAAGAGAACUUUCAUAAAGAGGCCUGCAAGAAAUCCCAGGAUAAAUGGGAGAGGGAGAAGAACGAGCGCAGGCUGGACAGGGAUAAAAGAAAGCAGGAGAGGCUCUGGCAGUCCAGGAAAGACUACAAGAAAGAGUCCAAUCACCAUCAACAAGACUCCAACUAUCAGGAGCAACAUCAGCCCCACCAAUAUGAACACACCAGCUUCUGGAAGCACCAGGAAGAGAAACUUGGACGCAACAUUCGCCCCCUGGCGGGCUGCAGCAGUGUUGAGGACUGCGCUAGCCAGGAAGGGCUCGUUCCCGUGGAACUGUCUGAAUUUGAGGAGUUGUUAGAUGGCUACCUGAGCAAGCUGGAGGGGGCUACGUCAGACAGCAAGGCCGAGAUCCAGAAGCUGGCCGCCAUGUUUUUCCGAGACAGUGUGUUCGUCCAUGACAAAGUUCUCUUCAGUGACUUUGUUGAAGAUGUGGCGGACAUUUUAGAGGACAUGGUGGACAUUUUGGAGGAUGAUGACUCCCUGGAGGAGGCGAUGGAGUUUGAGCGAGAAGCUUUGUGGAAGUUUGCAGCCACUACAUAGAUAGAAAUAAUCCAGAAGAAGAUGCGACAUCAAGAUACAGCACUGGUAUUCCAUGGUGGUAUACAGCAGGUGUUUUAAAGUUUCAGAAACAAGGAGUGAUCUUGCAUUUCGUAAACAUGUCCCUAUCUCUGCAUCUAUAAUUAGCUGAAAUCGUUCUUGUCUUUUGGGACUCGGUCGUUACCUCCUUAUGUCAGUUCAUGUCAUGUUUUCAAUUCCAAGCCCUACAUGUUGACAGUUGUGUGGACUUGAUUUGCAUAGUGUUUGGCACGUGUAAUGUCGCAGUUCAAGAUUAGAACAGGAUAAGAUUCACAGCAAUGUGAACUCUAUGUUCCCACAACAACUGAUUGCCAAUCAGUCUCUCCUCUGUCAUCGUCAGGAUCAGAUCUAGUUGAACCGGUUCUAUCAGCUCUGAUAGCUUCGGUUGUAUCAGCUCUAUACAGUGCUGUGUAGGCGCUAGGCCCUUAGUGGUUGGUUUCUGUUUUUUGCUAAUUGUCUUACCAUUUGAGUAUAAUGGUCGGUGAAAGCACAACAUUCUGGAACAUUUUAAUGAAAGCAGAAGGUGCCCUGCCAAGCCAGGACGGGGGCCCAGCUUUGCUGCCUCAAUCGCUUUGGCACAAGCAGGAGUUCUUACUACUUAUUCACACUGAGCUCAUGUGGUGUCCUAACGUGGCAGGAAUCAAUUCUAAUAUAGCUCAGUGUACUAUGCUGAGUCAGACAUUCAUAAAGGAGUGCAAAACCAAAUUGGCAAUUUGACACAUCUGAACUAUUGUUUUUGACACAUUUUGAUCAGUCAAUGGUAUUUUCAAUAAGCACUCUUAUUGGUUGCAUUUUCCUUUUUAUAGUUAUUUUGAUUACGGUGAUAUAACCUGGAAAAUAUGUCUGAGAUCGGUUUAACUGAUGUUUUGUCACGUAAUGCCAUUUACCUUGAGUUCAUGCAAGAUUUCAAAGUCAAACUAAGUACAAGGUUAUGACAUUAGUUCAUAUUAAAAGAAAUGGAUGGUACUUUACAAGAGUUGAA
Molecule: messenger RNA, 4061 nt
Organism: Oncorhynchus kisutch (coho salmon)
Lineage: Eukaryota; Metazoa; Chordata; Actinopteri; Salmoniformes; Salmonidae
Product: pre-B-cell leukemia transcription factor-interacting protein 1-like
Exons: 13
Coding region: 521-3043 (840 amino acids)
Cellular component (GO): membrane
Source: RefSeq, a predicted model, not a curated record